GUUUUCUUUGGUCGGACUCCGCUAUCUUCGCUCCUGGGUAUCUGCGCCUCUGGCCCGGCGGUCUUCGGGGAGGAGGGUUGUCGUCGUCCGCUAGCGGACCGGCGCGGGUAGCAGGGCUUGGUGCACCGACCAGUAGCCUUCAACUCCUUCGCAACCUCUCCUCUGGGCCUGGCCGCUUCAGGGUCUCUUCGGAGCGGCGGCGCCCCCCGGGACUUGGCCUGGAGCAGUCAGGGGCCCAUCCCCGCUCCGGGCUCGAAUGGGAGGCGGCGGGAGCAGCGGCCUGAGAUGUUCAGUCUGAUGGCCAAUUGCUGCAGCUGGCUCAAGCGGUGGCGGGAACCCGUCAGAAAGGUGACCCUUGUGAUGGUGGGACUUGAUAAUGCUGGUAAAACUGCAACGGCAAAGGGAAUCCAAGGAGGGAUCAGCAAACUUUUUCUGUCAAGAAGGCUUCACAGAUCAUAUGGUCUCUGCCCCAGUGACACAACUCGGAUGUUGUAGUGUAAAAGUAGCUAUAGACGAGCAUCCUGAAGAUGUAGCUCCUACUGUUGGAUUUUCCAAAAUUGACCUCAGACAAGGAAAGUUUGAAGUCACCAUCUUUGACUUGGGAGGUGGAAAGAGAAUUCGGGGAAUCUGGAAGAAUUACUAUGCUGAAUCCUAUGGAGUAAUAUUUGUUGUGGAUUCCAGUGAUGAAGAGAGAAUGGAAGAGACAAAAGAGACAAUGUCAGAAGUCCUGCGACAUCCCAGGAUAUCAGGAAAGCCUAUAUUGGUGUUGGCAAAUAAGCAAGACAAGGAAGGGGCUUUAGGAGAAGCUGAUGUGAUUGAAUGUCUGUCUCUGGAAAAAUUGGUCAAUGAGCACAAGUGCCUGUGUCAGAUAGAACCUUGUUCGGCAGUCUUGGGGUAUGGAAAGAAAAUUGACAAGUCCAUUAAAAAAGGUCUUUAUUGGCUGCUACAUAUCAUUGCAAGAGACUUUGAUGCCUUAAAUGAACGCAUCCAAAAAGAUACAACAGAACAACGUGCUCUUGAGGAGCAAGAGAAAAGAGAAAGGGCUGAACGAGUGCGAAAAUUACGAGAAGAAAGAGAAGAAAGAGAACGCGAUCAGGCUGAACUGGAUGGAAACAGUGGUCUCACUGAGUUGGACCCAGAACCAAUUACUGUUAAUCCUUUCCAGCCAAUAGCAUCUGUGAUCAUUGAGAAUGAAAAAAAACUUGAAAAAGAGAAAAAGAGGCAGAAGAUGGAGAAAGACAGCGAUGGCUGCCCCCUGAAACAUAAAAUGGAGCAUGAACAAAUAGAGACCCAGAGCCAGAUCAGUGACAGUAGCCGAAAAAACAAUGAGUUUGGAAUAGUAGAAAAUUACAAGGAAGCAUUAACUCAGCAGUUGGAGAAUGAAGAUGAGACAGACCAGCAAUCUUCAGAAUCAGAUAACAGUAAAAAGAAAACUAAAAAACUAAGAAUAAAAAGGAGUCACCGGGUGGAGCCAGUAAACACAGAUGACGCUGCUCCUAAGAAUGCAACACCACCUCCUCCACCUCCUCCUGUUGGCUGGGGCACCCCCAAAGUCACUAGACUUCCAAAACUUGAGCCUCCUGGUGAAACACGUCAUAAUGAUUUCUAUGGGAAGCCACUGCCUCCUCUGGUUGUACGGCAGAAACCUAACAGUGAUGACCAUGAUGUGAUCUCAUAACCAAGUUAAUGUGGAUGAGCUCUCUUUAUAUCAGCACGACAAAGUGGAAGGCAUUCUUCUUUCUCGAAGAAGAAAAACCCUGAGCAUUGAUGACUGGCAAGAUAACCACAGCGAUUUUAGUGGGGAGAUUAAGACUACCAGCCACAGACCUAAGUUAUCUGAUAAUUACUCAUCCGUGUUCUUCAUGGUUAAAAAAGAAAGGAAGUUAAAUGACCAGUAUAAGGGAUAAGCAUUUGGACCAAGUUAGCAAGAUGUAGUGUUGACUCUGGUUUACACAUCCCCACUCACGAGCAUAUUCCUGAAGGAAGAUCUCUUCAGAAAAAGAGCUGAUGGAUGCCACAUUUUCUUUACUAUUUGUUUAAUAGCCUCUGUUUCUACAUAUUAGACCUUUUUUUGUAAGAUACAUGUGCAUGUAAGGGAAGCUCUUGUGAAUUUAUAACCUAAAAUUUUUAACUAUUUUUAUAUUUUUCUAAAACUUGUAUUUAAAAGUUUUAAUUACUAUGAUAUUGAUUGUGUACUUUUCUAUAGAUGCUUUUUUUAAAAUUGUGUCUGGAAAAUAGAAUUGAUUUACUUGACAGCCGUUGACUAUGUGAACAGGAUAUAUUUAUGGCUUGUAGUAUUGUUCUUGAAGUGUACAUCCUAAUUUGACCUAAUUUUAAAAUAUUAGCUUUUUUAAAUAGUAGAUUUUCUGAUCUUUAUUCUACCAAAUUAUGUUAUUUGAAAGCACUUCCAAAGGAUAGAGUUCAAUUUUAUUUUUGUUGUUGUUAAACGGUUUUCUUGUUUCAAUAAAUGAAAGAGAUUUGAAAUACCUUUUUGACCUAAAUGUUUUUUUAAAUGAAUAAGAAUGUUAUAUGAAAUAUUACUAAAAAUUGCAGUAAACAUAAACACCUAUUUUAAAUUCAGAGAUCAAAGUGCUCUUUGUCACCACCUUGUUAUGUUACAAGCUAUAGAAACUCUUAGGUCAUCCCAAUUCUGUCUUAUAUUUUACAACCAGGAAGUAGCUUGGAUACCGAAGCAAUAAGAAUAUAAAUACUCAAAAAUUAAUUUUAUAAAGAAAUAAUUCCAAAAUAAUUUCUUAAUUUAAAAUUAAUAGCAUUCUCUUGUACUUAAAAACACAUCCAUAGUAUUCUGUUUGUCCAACAUAUAGACAAAUUUAUAUAUAUAUAUAUAUUUUGAGUAAUAGAUGCAUAAUACUGUCUUUAACUAAAAGCAUACAUUUUUUGUCAAGCUGAAAAUACUAUGAAGAGUAUGAUUUCUAUACUACCCUGUAAAAACUGGUCAUCUUGGUAACUUGUACUAACAACCGACAUAUACUGGUAUCUGAGAAUAGCAUUAAUAAGUACUUCUAAAGCAGUUUCAUAUGAUUACUUGAUAGCAUCACAUUUUAUUCACCAUAUUAAAACUCAUUGAACUUUUAUUACUCAGGUCAUUUAUAACUCUAGUUAGCAAUACACGAAGUUUCUUGGAGUUUUGUUGUACAUGUGACCUACCUAGCUCACUGAGUGAGGGAAAAAAGUAUUCUACUUCAGAUAAAAAAAUCCAUAACAAUCUAAAUUUGAUAGAUGGCUGAAAUGUGAGGAAAAGUAACACAACAAGACAGGAUACACAUUUUGAAAUGAAUUUUAGAGGAAAAAAUUAUUUGUAUGUCUUUUGAUUCCUUUGUAACAUUUACAUUUAUUCACUUUUUUAACUAAACUCAUACUUUUGCCAUCUUUUUAUAUUCAUCUAGUUUGAGAGUAAGUAUAAUUUUAAAAAAAUUUUUGUUUCCUACCAAUGAUUAUUCUGUAUAUAGUAAUUACUACAAGUCCAUUUAAUUAAAAAUAAAUAACAAUGAUUUUGAAAUUAUAUAUAUGACAAAAUAGAAUAUUUUAUAUACAGUAUCUCAUAAAAUUAAUUUGUAUCCUUAUUCUAAAAAUACUUUAAAAGAUGUUUUGUAAAUCCUGGUGGGUUUUAAUAAUCAAAUGCCUUUUUUGUUAUAUGC
Molecule: messenger RNA, 3659 nt
Organism: Trichechus manatus latirostris (Florida manatee)
Lineage: Eukaryota; Metazoa; Chordata; Mammalia; Sirenia; Trichechidae
Gene: ARL13B
Product: ADP ribosylation factor like GTPase 13B
Exons: 11
Coding region: 377-1678 (433 amino acids)
Biological process (GO): non-motile cilium assembly; receptor localization to non-motile cilium
Cellular component (GO): ciliary membrane; non-motile cilium; motile cilium
Molecular function (GO): GTP binding; GTPase activity
Source: RefSeq, a predicted model, not a curated record